GUCUCGCGAUCGUGCUCGUUGUCGGCACGAUCAUGUGACCGAAACAGCAGGCGAGUGCGAUUCGAACGCAGCGACGGAGAGCGCGUACUGUCCGUGGUAUGCUAUUCAGCGGUCGGCCGGGAAACGGUACCCGCUGCAGUUUUGAAUCGCCGUUUAUCGAGCCAACGGUCGAACGAACGCGACGGCGACUCUCGAUCAUGCGACCGUUCGUUCCGCUUGCGUCUGGCAGAUCGGGAAUCGCUUCACGAGCGGCGCGACCGCGCCAAGUAUUCCUCUCGCGACCGCGCUGUGACUUGGUGCGCGGACUGUGAAAUUGGACAGCUUGUUAAUUUAUCGACGCGUACGCACGUUGGAUCGUAUUUCGUUGGAGAGAGGGAGAGAGAAAGAGUGUGUGUGUGUGUGUAUGUGCGCGUAAGAUCUCCGUCGUGCGAAAAAUCGUCCAGUCGGGGGAAUAAGGAUUCGUGGGGCGAACGGCCGCGAAGACGUGAGCGAGAGCGAGCGGGGACGCUUCGGCGAAACGAGUCAACGGUCUCCACCGCGGGACCCAUAAAAUUCAGCGAGGCAAGGCCCGUUAAGAAGUCCAGACGACGAACCCGCUCGGGACGUAGAAUUAAUCGGGACGAUCGGCCGAGUGGUUUUUCCCGUGCAGAUUGCACGGGCGAUCGAGAACGAGAGAGAGAAAGAGAGAGAGAGAGGGGCAUACAGAGCGAGCGAGCGAGAGGCAGAGGGAGAGGAAGAGAGAGAGAGAGAGAGAGAGAGAGAGAGAGAGAGAGAGAGAGAGAGAGAGAGAAGACGAAGCGAGAGAGAAAGAGCAAGAGAACCGGGACCAUGAAGAACGCCCAUCCGAUCAUCAGCGCGACGGCUUCCAGUCCGGUCGGUCCGGAUUCCACGGGCCUCGGCGAGCCGGCGGAGCCGAUCAUCCGGUUGAAGCUGCAGAAACCGCUGCACUGGGAGUGGGAGCUGACGACGUCCGCCGACGCGCUUCCCGUCAUCCAGCUGUUGGACAAGGACGGCCGACUGCUGGUAGAAACGACCGGCAAAACCGCGCAGCGGGCCAGAGGCUCCUUCAAGGAAGGCCUGAGGAGCCACGAGCAAUUCCUCGCCGACGAUUCCACCAGCUCCAAGACGGAACAUCCGUCGACGUUGCAGUCGUCAUCGACGACGUCGCCGUCCGUCUCGUACGCUGCGGCGACGCCGUCUCAGGGUAACCGCAAUAUCGACGGCUUCAGCAACAAAUUCGGCACGUGCAUUUUUGCACCGAAAAAAUCCAAGAGCGACGUGAGCAUCAAGGAGAGACGACGCGUCAAGAAGAGACACUCGCCCGUAGCGGAAAACUCGACGAUGAAGACGAGCAUCGAGGGAAAUGUCGAGGGAACCGCGACGGGACUCAAAAGAUACUCCGCAGGGGAUUACCUGCGGCAGCAGAUCAUGGACGACCUACGUACGCGAAGUACGAUCGGCAAAAGCCCAGAAGAGAUCGCCAAGGACAGGUGCAGGAAGGUCAAAGCGUAUCUGAGGAGUCAGAGCGAGAGCCUGGUGCUGAGCUUGGUACGCGAAGAGGAAUGCGACGGAGACGAGGCAACGGACGCGAAGACCAGACCGCUCAAGAAGAGCACCGCGAGUCGAGCAUUGACAAAGAACGACUCAUUGACGGAGAGACAAGCGAACCUCGAGCGGAAGGAAACGAAGGAACGUAGCGAAAGAGCAAAGCCGUACCAACGCAGUCAGAGCGCCCUGAUUCCGAGCUGCGAGGACUCGACGGAGGCGGACAAGCUGGACGAAGGGGACAAGCUCGUCCGCGGGUUAAAGGACGACAUGAACGAGGAGGAGCUGGCGAAGAUCAGGGCGUUCCUACGCGAGAAGAUACAGCGGCGAAUGAAUAUGGAACAGGCGCGCUCGAGCUCGGCCGUUCGCGUCGGCGUUCCGGAAGCUGUCGGGAACGCCGGUAUCAGGAAGAGAUACUCGGACUACAGUCACGGGAACGAUCGCAGGAACUACAGGACGCGAAAGGUGCGCAGCGAGACGAGCAUCAUUCGAUUCGACCCCGAAGUACUCGAGAGGGAGCGGCUAAAGUCCAACAAGCAGUUCGAUAAAGAGAAGCCGCGGAACGGCGGAGGACCUCCGGGAGAUCCGCCGCCGCCGCCGCUUCAGAGACAGUUGCGGAACUAUCGGCGAUCGGGCAGCGACGUCUUGGUCGAAAGCGUGGAGCCGGACGAUCGAUCGAAAUCACAGUUGAAAAGAGAGUCGUCGAGCCUGGAGAGGAGGAAGCUCUAUCGAAAAACCAAGAGCGACGUCUUACUCGGACAAGCGGCGGCCAAUGCAGAGUCCAGCUGGGACUUUGGGAAUCCUCCGAGACGGAUCAAGAGCCAAGAGAACGUGGAGAGAUCUUGGAGGGAGUACAAAGAGAGGAAGAGGAGCGAGAGACUUCGCAAGGAGUCGGAGAGAGAAGUGCCCGAGGACGACUUUAUGAGUAAGCCGAGGUGGAAGGACUUGCAGCGCGAUCUUUGUUCCUCGCGAAACUGCAAGGUGUGCCAAAACUUGAGAAACUGCGUGAAUCCGCUUCACGAGAGGCCUCGUCGAGCUCGGCGCGAGGACGAGAUCGAACUCCCGUGGAAAGAAACCGCCACCGCCACCGCCACCGCCACCGCCACCGCCACCGCCAUCGGCAAACUUUCCGAUGAGACCUGGUCGACGAGCGGCAGCAGACCUGGCACCAGCUUGCAAGAGAACUACUUGCUCGUCGACGAGGACAAGUGCCGUUCGCCGCCGAUCAUCGCCAAGAUCCAAGUGAGAGAUCGAAGUGGCAACGACGUCGCCAGCGUCGCCGCGAUGAGCGUCAAUUCACCGGACUUCGGCUACAACUCGAUCCCGAAGAGCGCCUUCAAGGAUUAUCGGGAACUGUACGCUCGCUCCAACGUGAAGAAGAGCGACACCUUCAAGAUCAUCGACGGAAGCGAGGGCCUGGAAGAACACGCCGAGCAUUCCGACUCGAAGAUAAAUGGCAACGUUUCCGACAGCGAUCUCGGUUAUCUGAACAGCGGGGGCUCGCUGGCCAACAAAUCGAACGAGGACAUCACCAGGGAUUACUUCAAGAGAGUUUACGAACUGCUCAAGAGGAGGCAAGAGGAGGCGCGAAAAUCGGUGGACGGAGACCGCGAGUUUCCGGGCCACGAUGACUCUUCGUCCUCGAAUUACGUCGAGGAGAUGCAGAGGAAGAGGCAUCGGCGCCGGAGGAAGGAUAAAAGCCCGCAAGGUGAGGAGGUGGUGACGGUGCCGUCCACCAGCGGUGGCCAAGAGGGCUGGAAGGUGCAGCGGCUGUCGGUGAGUAACAACGAGUCGCCGCAAUCCAGCAACCGCCGGCGCGGCUGUCGGCCGCAGUUGCAGGUCGUUUCCGGCGGCAAGAGGAACCGGCCGGCGCCACCCCCGCCGCCGAUAUCGUGCAGGGUCAAUGCCAAGGAUGUGAGCGGGUACUUCGACUGGCCGAACAAGGAGAACACUCCCGGAAAUGCCGUGAAUCGACGCGAGGACGAGCAAGCGAAGAAGCCAAUCGCGACCGAGCAGUCGACAAUGGGCUCGAACCUGAGCAGGCACAACGGGAAGGGCCUCACCGGCCGGCGCACUCAAUCCUCCGGGAAUCUCUGCGACCCUAAGGGCAAGCUCAACAGCAUGGGCAAGAUACUGGUGCCUUGCUCCAGCGCGCAGAGGGAAAGGUACAAAUUUUGCGGCUCGCUGCCGAAUCACCUGGACGAUAAGGAUGCGCUGGACGACGAUCGGCGAGAUAACAAUAACAUCAUGUCCGAUACUAUCGGCGGGAAUUUCGGCGGCACACUGCCGCACAAGAAACGGUCGUUAGGGGUGCAUUUCUCCGACAGCGGGCCAACCGGCACUUUGGACCUCGUGAAGCACCGGUCGCAGGAUUCCCUAGACGAGAACGAUCCUUGGAGGUACCAGCAAAGCGAUCUCGACCUGGUGCGGUGUCGCCACGGUAACUUCGACUCGGUGAAGAGAAAUCGCAGCGCCGACACGGUGCUCGGCGACUCCGGCAGGAGAUAUGGUCGCGGUGUACCCAUGGAGGACAGGUGCCACCGAAACGCGGACCUUGAUCUGGUCGGCACACUGCCCAAGCGCAAGCAGGAUACCAGGAACAGCGGCAGGAGCCUCGAAUCGAACUCGUCGUCCUCGCAGCCGUGCAUCGUGAUGAACGCCCCGAACGAUGGCGACGACGACGAGCUGAUGUUGCACAAGCCCGACUGCGAGCUGCUCAAGCAUCGCCAGCAGUUCGGCAAGUGCGUCGACCUCAAGCUGAGCAAGCUAGCCAGCGGCGGUGAGCCGCAGGAUCAGGGCUACGCGUCGGAGCGUUCGCCCGAGGACGAGCAUCCCCCGUCGUUGCCGGGACAGCCGUUUCCGAGCGUGACACCAGAGAGCACAUUCCGCGUGACGCUGCAGAAGAGCAGUCGCGGCCUCGGCCUGAGCCUCUCCGGCGGCGGCACCGCGGGCCCGGUCAGGGUGAAGAGACUCUUCCCGCAGCAACCCGCCGCUCUGUCCAACAAACUUCAAUCUGGCGACAUACUAUUAGCAGCCAAUGGGAUCCCGCUCACCGGCCUCACCAAUUACGAGGCUCUCGAAGUUCUGCGUACGACGCCCAGUACGGUCGAGUUGGUGGUGUGCCGGCUUCCAGGAGAUAGUAAUGUCACACCACCCGGCGCACCACCGCCACCCCCAGCAAGACGUGAGCCGCCGCCGCCGUUACGUUUACUCAACCCUCUGCCACCUCUGCAGAUCGAGCCCUGUGGUGAAUUCGAUAUCGAGAUGACGAAGGUCGGCGGCAGCCUCGGCUUCACCCUGAGGAAGGCGGACAGCAGCGCCUUGGGCCACUACGUACGAGCGCUGGUGCGCGAGCCGGCGCUCAGCGACGGCAGGAUCCGGCCGGGUGACAAAAUCGUCGCCGUGGACGGCGCACCAUUGUCGCCGAUGAGCCACGAAGAAGCGGUCCAGCUGCUGCGGCAGUGCGGGCCGACAGUGAAGCUGCGGCUGUACCGCGACCUGGCGCAGACUCCGGUCUCAGCGCUGUCGCCCACCGAGCCCGACCACCCUCUCCGUCCACCGCGGACGAGCCUGAGGCAAGAAGCCGUGGAUAUGCUGUGUGAUUUAGCGGUACGAAGGCUGUCGCCGGGCACGUCGAGCGGCUCCAGCUGCAAGCAACAAUCACCCGGUGCAUCCUGCAACUCCCCUCGAAGGUUGCGUCGAUUGGCCACGCGAACUCCCACUGCCGAAACCGAUCAAGAAAGCCCCGAGAAGUCGCACGAAGCCGUACAAACGGUGUCGACGGCCAGCCAGGCGGAGACGUCGGACUCGGACCAAUGCUCGAUACGGACGCAAAUCACCAAUUCCCAGGCGAACACACCUGCGACCGACAUAAUCGAUCCGCCGGCGCUGUACGACGUCUACGACGAGCCCGACGGCGAUCCGACGAGACGGGCCAGCAACGGCACCGCGUCCAGGCCGAGUUUCCUGGACCUGUCGGCGCCGCAGGGCAAGCCGCAUUUCCAGUUCUGCAGCGCCGACUCGGACGGCGAGUAUCCGGAGGACGGUGUGAUCCUCGCCGAGGCGGAGCACGGCCGGCUGGCCGAGCCGAGCUACGACGACGACAGGAGCGUGAUGAUAUUGUCGAGCGAUGAGCACGACAACGAUCUGCCGUCCGAGCCGGCCUCGAUGCCGCCGGUACUCUCGUCGACCAGCAGCACCAGCACCGCCGCCUUCAGCUACAAGAAUCCUGCUUACCAGAGCGCCAAUCCGGCCUGCGGCACUAGCAGCGACCCGUCCAGCACCAAGAGCAAGGUCACGCAUUCCAGCGACCAGGACAUACCAGGGAAGGUCCUGGGGACGGACGACCCAGCCGGUAGCAAGGGUCUGCUAAAGUGGAAGGGCGUGAUGUUCGCUCCAGACGACGAGGCGGAUCGGCCUGAGCGCGAGGAGGAAAUCAACAAAGACGUCACGGAUGCUGUCACUUCCGCCGAAGACCUUGAACAAGGCAGCGAGGUGUUCAUGGUGGAGCUAACGCGUGGGUGGAAUAGUCGGUUGGGUUUCAGCCUGCAACCGGAAGGGAAUCGUACGGUGAUAUCAGUCGUGCAUCCUGACAGCGUCGCAGCCAAGGAUGGCAGGCUCAAACAGGGCGACGUAUUGAUGAUGGUUAACGAGGAGAGCGUGGAACACAUGUCGACAGCCGAUAUAAUUGACUUGUUACGCAAGAUACGUGGUUCGAUCGGCAUCACUGUAAUGAGGAAGUCCAAACGAGAUAAUGUGACGUGACGCUAGUCCGACUCGUGAUCGAAAUAUCUCAUAGGGAAAUCAUAAGAAGCAAAAAGAUCUGAUCGAUAUAUUCCUUGUCAACGGGCAAUGAACGAAUUCAAACCUAGGCAUGAGUCUAGCGCGCAAAGAAAAACCUUGUCGACAGAAGAAGCCAAGACAAGAGGCUGAUUUUUCUUACAAUAAAAUCUUCAUUGAAUAUUCGAAUAAGGGAAGAGAGAACGAAAAGAGUGAAAAGCAACUAGAAAAAUAAUUACUGAGAGGCGAAUAAAAGAGAUUGUAAAAAGAUAAGAUUGUAAUACGAUAUAAGAGGCGUGAGCGAUUGGUGAAUCUUCAAUGUCAAGAGGAAGAGUAAAUCCGUCACUGUCAGAAGAUCACGGAUUAUCCGUAAAGAAGCGGGAUGAUCUCGUCGCAUUCGGAAGGCGAUGGUCAAUUACAAAAAGACUGCCGUCAAAAAAUAUAGGGAGACAAAACUACACUGAUGUCAUCCAGAUAAUGUCGUCCGAAGACCAGCUGCUUAUUCUUGCGAGAAUUCUCUGGUGUGCGAGAGGCUAAGACUAAGAUUUCAAGUUCGGAGGGCAUCGGAUAAUCAUCUUACUGAGUUUCCAGUCGCGUCCUAAUUCCGCGCGAAUCAAUUAUUUACGAUAAAUCAGUUAUUUACGAUAAAACCGAUAUUUUAUCGCGUUCCAUAUCGGCUGUCAUGCUAGGACGCUCGAUAUCGUCUGCGAUAGAUUGCGCGUUAAGCAUAGAAUAAUACAAAAUGCUUCGGUUUCUCGGACCGAGCACUUUCACUUCCGGCGCUUGUUGAUAAUAUUUCCUGACAAUGUCCGAUAAUAUCCGAAAAUGUAAUAAUAUCUCGCGAAAAGCGAUAUCCUCCUACUGUUAGCGCGUAUUCUUCCGAUGUUGAAUACGGUAAUCAAACGGUCAAUCAAAACUCCCGAUCGUGGGCGUGCAACGACGCAAAGUGAGAUACGUGAGAAUUCGUACAAUGCGAAUCGAUCGAUUAUUCAUCGAAUGAACAAUUUCGCUUUUCUUUUUGUUAUGAGACUGCGAUACAUACGUAUGUAUAAAUGUAAAGAUUGCAGUUUUUAAUGUGUUCGCGAGCGUGUAAAAAAGAAAAAUUCAUCUAAGAGCUAGUAGUACAUCCUACAUAUCCUGUGUAAAUCGCCUAUCUUAUUAAUAAUUACCCAAUACAUAGUUCUACCGCAGGUGAGUUUAAAUAACGAAACUACUGUUAAGAGAAUCCGGAGCUUAUAACGUAAUUUUAGUUUCUCGCGAUGCAACACAUGGAAAAUCGUUUAACUUAAGAUUAAUAUUAAAAUAAGAUUUCAAAUUUUCCCCGAAGGUGCGCAACGGUUCUUCUGAUUCCUUCGAAGAUAGAAUUGCGUUACUGGAAUAGCUAUUGUGUAGAUACUAUAUUUUUAUUCCACAGAAUGUAACUUUUUACGGAGAGAGAGAGAGAGAGAGAGAGAGA
Molecule: messenger RNA, 7780 nt
Organism: Harpegnathos saltator (Jerdon's jumping ant)
Lineage: Eukaryota; Metazoa; Arthropoda; Insecta; Hymenoptera; Formicidae
Exons: 12
Coding region: 829-6309 (1826 amino acids)
Molecular function (GO): protein binding
Source: RefSeq, a predicted model, not a curated record